AUGAAGGUCACGGCGAUCUACGUCUAUCCCAUCAAGGCACUCCGUCCAAUUCGCCUCGACCGUGCCCGCCUCACCCCCCAAGGCGUCCAACACGACCGACGUUUCAUGCUCUGUCGCGUCGACGACACGGAUCCGCGCAAGCUCACCAAGGUGCAGAUCGACAAGGUCCACCAGUGCGGCCUGUUCAGGCAGGAAAUCGUGGGCGACAGCAUCCACGUCUCGUACCUGACGCCCCGGGAUGCCGUCGCCCCGGCGCAUCCCGUGCAGAACGAGGUCCUCGAGGUGCCGCUCAGCCCGGACACGUCGGCCCUGGACACGGUAGACAUCGAUCUGCACCUGAGCAUGGUCACGGCGUACCGCAUGGGCGCCCGCUACGACGACUGGUUCUCAGCCUGCUUCGGAUUCAAGGCCGCACUGGCCUACAUCGGGGACGGUCGGCGCCCGGUGCUCGGGAGCUACGCGCCCCAGACGCAGACGACGCAGACGACACAGACAGAUGGCUCGGCCCAGCGACCCGGAGGCUGGCUGCUGUCCACCAUGUCCGCGACGGUGUCCCGCGGCGGCGCGGCAGAGACCCAGCCCCGGCUCGGCAGCGAGGGCGAGGACAAGCCGUGGCUUGCCUUCUCAGACCUGGCCCCCUUCCUCGUCGCCUCGGACGCCUCCCUCGCCAACGUCAGGGCCAGAGUGCCCUCGGGCGACGUCGCAAUCACAGCCUUCCGGCCCAACAUUGUGGUGGACGGGCACGGCGGGCCAGCCUUUGACGAGGACUUCUGGGCCGAGCUCUCGGCCAACGGGGAGCCGUUCCUCGUCCUGACCAAGAUGUGUAACCGCUGCUCGUCCCUCAACGUCGACUACGACACGGGCAAAAUAGCCGAGGGCGAGAGAGGCACGGUCCUCAAGAAGCUCAUGUCCGACCGACGGGUAGACGCAGGUGCCAGAUACAGCCCCGUCUUUGGGAAGUACGGCUUCCUCAGCCCAGCACGAGACGGCAUGUUCCUCUCGGUAGGCGACCAAAUCACCGUCACGGAACGCGUCGACCAAAGACCCGUCUUUGACUGGCCGCUGCGGGCGCGGGGGGCGCAGCCGCAGUUCUACCAAGCAGCCUGA
This is a messenger RNA of Metarhizium album ARSEF 1941, 1107 nucleotides long. Its product is annotated as MOSC domain containing protein. The transcript is spliced from 2 exons. The record is from RefSeq and is a predicted model, not a curated record. Gene Ontology annotation, molecular function: catalytic activity; molybdenum ion binding; pyridoxal phosphate binding. NCBI's taxonomy places the organism in Eukaryota, Fungi, Ascomycota, Sordariomycetes, Hypocreales, Clavicipitaceae. The coding region runs from base 1 to 1107 and encodes 368 amino acids.